ACAGCAUCUGUAUUAUCGAAUGGAAAAGUAUUAGUUACUGGUGGAUCCAUUAAUAAUUUUGGUUAUUUAAAUAGUGCUGAGUUGUAUGAUCUAUCAACAGGUACUUGGACAACUACUGGUAACAUGACUAAUGCACGAGAAGGGCACACAGCAUCUGUAUUAUCAAAUGGAAAAGUAUUAGUUACUGGUAGCUUUUUAAAUAGUGCUGAAUUAUAUGAUCCAUCAACAGGUACUUGGACAACUACUGGUAGAAUGACUAGUGCACGAGGAGAUGACACAGCAUCUGUGUUAUCAAAUGGGAAAGUAUUAGUUACUGGUGGAUGGAGCGUUCAUGGUGCUUUAAAUAGUGCUGAGUUAUAUCAAAUAUUUGAAACAAAUUAA
Molecule: messenger RNA, 381 nt
Organism: Adineta steineri
Lineage: Eukaryota; Metazoa; Rotifera; Eurotatoria; Adinetida; Adinetidae
Source: the annotation of a GenBank genome assembly